Sipha flava (yellow sugarcane aphid) is the source of this 2198-nucleotide messenger RNA. RefSeq names its product maternal embryonic leucine zipper kinase-like. Lineage: Eukaryota; Metazoa; Arthropoda; Insecta; Hemiptera; Aphididae. Gene Ontology annotation, cellular component: cytoplasm. Gene Ontology annotation, molecular function: tau-protein kinase activity; protein serine/threonine kinase activity; ATP binding. The record is from RefSeq and is a predicted model, not a curated record. The coding region runs from base 224 to 1864 and encodes 546 amino acids. The transcript has a single exon. Gene Ontology annotation, biological process: protein phosphorylation; intracellular signal transduction; microtubule cytoskeleton organization.
CGUUGUUGAAUUAUUGUCGUUGUUUUAUGUCGUUCUGACAGGUCACUCUCUCCUUCUCUCAACCUCGCCGCUAUCUGCUAUCGUCAUUUUUUUCUUUUAUUUUGCCCGCCUAACCGCUUUUCCCGUUGUCGUCGUCUGGUCGGUAUUCCGUCCGAACGGGGAAAAACACGCGUUCGUUACCUACGGCGCUUGCGCAACUCAACGGUUCGGCCGAGUGCGCGACAUGUCGCGUUACCCGACGUUGCGUUGCUGUGGUUACGAGCUGGACCGCACCAUCGGCACCGGCGGCUUUGGUAAAGUCAAACUGGCCACGCACACGCUAACCGGCGAGAAGGUGGCCGUCAAGAUCAUGGAUAAGACCAAGCUGGGCAAGGACCUACCGCGCGUCAAGCUCGAAAUCAGCGCGCUCAAGAGUCUGUCGCAUCCCAACAUCUGCAAGCUGUACCAAGUGAUCGAGACCGAGACGCACUGUUACGUGGUCAUGGAGUACUGUUCGGGCGGCGAGCUGUUUGACCACAUCGUUGAGAAAAGCCGUCUCAGCGAAAUGGAGUCCAGGAUGUUCUUCAGACAGAUCAUAUCGGCUGUGUCGUAUUUGCAUGACAAUGGGUAUGCCCACCGUGACCUCAAACCCGAAAAUGUGCUCCUGGACAAAGAACAGAAUCUGAAAAUAAUUGAUUUCGGUCUUUGCGCCAAGCCUCAGGGUGGUAUGGACAGUCUGCUAUUAACUUCUUGCGGUUCGCCCACUUACGCUGCACCCGAACUCAUUCAGGGCGUCAAGUAUCACGGCUCCGAAGUGGACAUCUGGAGCAUGGGUGUUAUACUGUACGCGCUGUUAUGUGGUUGUUUGCCCUUUGAAAGUGAUAACAUCGAUGAACUGUUUAAGAAAAUUUUACGUGGUAAAUAUAUCGAACCGGGCUGGUUGUCAUCGGGCAGUAAACGUUUAUUGAGACGUAUGCUUUGCGUAGACCCAUUGAAGCGCAUACGAAUCAAUGAGUUAAUCAAUGACCCUUGGAUUAAACUAGGGUUUGGUUGUCCUCCGUCUACUCUAUCUCAUGCUAUUGAUCAACGUAAGGACGUAGAAUGCCUUGAAGUUAUGAGUCGACAUUUCAAUGUCGAGGCAGAAAUUCUGUGGUCUCGUCUUUCAAAGUGGAAGUAUGACAGCGAAACUGCCACUUAUUUGUUGUUAUUAAAUUUAAAAAAGUCUGGAUUUCCCUUGAUGCUUAAGAAAAAAGAAAUACCCAAACCACAACCAGAGCUCAUUAUUAGAAGGCCAGUUGCAUUACAUACUCCAGGCCAAGAGAAUAGAAGAGUUGUUGGACGUGCUAUCAGGAGAAAAAUGGAAGAAGUAACUCCAACUAUACCCGCUAAAAUCAAAAAGAAUACUAAUCUUGAUACUCCACAACAACAGUGUUCAUCAAAUCAAAAUAGUCCGGCAGGCAAAAUAUUUUCAGGAUUAGACCGCGUGCGAAAAGCUUUGACUCCUAGACGUCGUAUUUCUACACCGACAUCAAAACAACCGGAAAUUUUAAAUAUUAAAAAAGAUUUAUGUAAUAUAUCAACUACAAUCUGUAAGGAUCCUGAAAAGGUGAUGAAUCAACUAGAAAAUGUUUUAGCUACGAAAAAUGUAAUUUGCUCAAGGAAAGGCUUUGUGCUUAGGGGAAAAUUAAAGAGCGAUGCAGGCGAUAAGGAAAAGUUGAAGCUGUCUUUUGAAUUAGAAAUUUGCCUUGUGCCUUCAAUAAACAGAGAGAAUGUACCUGUUGUCGCUAUUAAACGAAAGCGACUUAAGGGUGAUUCUUGGAUGUACAAAAAAAUAUGUGAGGAAAUACUUAAUUUUACUGGAAAAUGUGAAACUAUUCUAGAGUGAUUCUUUUCUUUUUCUUUUGAUUAAAUUUACUUGAUUUUUGACUGUUCUAAUUUUUAUUUUUAUAUAAUAUCUGGUGGAUUGUAUUAGUAAAUAUAUAUUGGGAUAGAUUAAAGUAACAUUAUAAUUAGUUUAAUUUGGUUGCUUCAAAUUGACGAAAUGUUUGACCAUAUUUGUUGAUAUAAGCCAAUGUUGCAAGUAUUAUACUUUUUUUUUGUGUGUUCUAGAAUGAUUUCUACUAUAAUAGCAUACAAAUAUUUUUGAAAAUAGUUAUAUUUAAUUGUGAUUAAAUAAUUGUGAUCUUUUCCUUGCCUAACUCUUAUGCUUAAAUAUUUUU